Molecule: messenger RNA, 992 nt
Organism: Xenopus laevis (African clawed frog)
Lineage: Eukaryota; Metazoa; Chordata; Amphibia; Anura; Pipidae
Gene: hsd11b1l.2.S
Product: hydroxysteroid (11-beta) dehydrogenase 1-like, gene 2 S homeolog # L to S move genepage
Cellular component (GO): extracellular region
Molecular function (GO): oxidoreductase activity; cortisol dehydrogenase (NADP+) activity
Source: RefSeq, marked provisional
AGCUGGUAUGAGCAGAAAGACUUUACCCUGGGCUGAGAGCUAGUGUGUACAUUUGCUAUUCUUCUCAUAGACAGCAUGGCUGGGGUAAAAUUGCUGCUUCUGUCUCUGUGUGUUGGAUACACUGCUUAUCAUUACUAUAGCAGUGAGUCCAUGAACCCAGAAUCAGUUCGAGGAAAACGUGUACUUAUAACAGGAUCCAGCACUGGGAUUGGAGAGCAGAUUGCUUAUGAAUUUGCCCGGAUGGGUGCACAUAUAAUGGUCACAGCUAGAAGACUUCAGCGUUUGCAGGAAGUGGCAAAUGAAUGUUUGAAGUUAGGAGCGGCCUCUGCACAUUAUGUGGCCUCUGAUAUGGGAAACUUGACAUCAGCGCAGUACGUGGCCCAAGAAGCAGUGAACAAGCUUGGGGGCUUGGAUUACUUGGUUCUGAAUCAUAUUGGAGGAUCUGCAUCAUUUGGAUUUUUCAAAGGUGAAAUGGACCCAGUUGUGGGAUCUAUCUAUAUCAACUUCCUUAGCUAUGUCCAGCUUACUUCUGCUGCACUCAAGGCCCUACAGGAAUCACAAGGGAGCAUUGUUGUCAUGUCCUCAAUGAGUGGUCGCAUUGGUGCUCCCUUCACUACCAGCUACUGUGCAUCCAAAUUUGCUUUGGAAGGGUUUUACAGCUCUCUCCGUAGAGAAUUUGCUCUUCAGAAUAGCAAUAUGUCUGUGACCGUGGCCGUUCUUGGAUACAUUGAUACAGAAAAUGCAGUAAAGAAGGUUGGAAAUAAAGUGUCCAUGUCAGCUUCAUCAAAAGAAGACUGCGCACGGGAAGUGGUCAAAGCAGCCGUCCUGAAACAACCAGAACUUUUUUAUCCUUACUGGGGAAUUAAGCCUUUUGUUUUACUGAGAGACUGGUUUCCGGGCUUGGUGGCAAAAAUACUUGAUAAUUUCUACAUUCUUGAAAACAUCCAGUGAAGAGUCACGAACCAGGCAAUAAAUUGUUCCUGUCCUUGAAA